AUGACCCGCGUACCGUAUACCUUGUUGGGUAUUCUUCUCAUCGCCUCCGUCGCCGCCGGAUUAUGCCGAGAUACGGAAGCGUGCAUUGAGCGCGUCAAGGAGGUUGUCGCAGCGCCGAGAAGAUUUUGGUUCGGCGAGCAGCGUUCUGCACUUUGCUCAUCAGCGAGAAACUCCAAAAAAAUAGAAUGCGGUGGUCCGCCGCAAUUAGCAGCAUUCCAUUCAAUCGCCAGUCGUCUUUUCCGAGUAAAAACCUACCAUUCAGCAUAUUUGCGCAAUCUUAAUAUAUUUCCUCGCAUCACUUAUCGAGCCUCUCCAGGACAUUAUCGUGCUUGUGAGCAUGACUACUUCAGCGGAAACACUUCUGCUGUGGAAGCUGAUCCGGAUAUGGAACCAGUCGAGCCGUUUAGAAUUCGAAAGCGGCCAGAAAUCACCUGGAGCGAACUACAAUUUGACGAUCAAUACACUGUCUUGUUCACUGAUGUCGGCUACGGAACUCUAAACUACCUGGCCGUCGAUUUCCCAAAAAACACCAAAAUCCUCAAGGAUUACGAGCCAACCGAUAAUUAUCGCCCGUGGCCGAACCCAUUGGUGGUUUUAGUUUUUAGAAAGGGCCGAAAGCCAAUUGAGACUCCAAACGACGAAGAUUUCGAUCUAACCGAAUUCAUGCUAAAACACGAGCUCGAGGAUGAUCUCGUCGGGUUAUCGUUGAUUGUUGCCGGAAACGACCCGUUCGCGAUCGAGAAACAACGUAUUAAGGGAAAUGUCGAUUACUGUCAUAGUUUGCUCAAGAAGAAACUAGCAAUCCCUCAAAAGCAUUCAAUUCUCUCUCGCCUGCCACUGGACGAGCUUGAUGCAUGGCUCUCAAUCUCCUAUGAGCAGAGCGCGCUAAAUUCAAAUGUGUGCUGCCAGAAAAUUCGGUUGAGCAAAUCUACAAUUUUCCUUGAUCCUCUCGGCGAUUUGACAAUUUCCGCAUUGAGCACAUUAUCGCCCCCGAGUGUCAGCUCAUUGAGGACAUCGUCUGCUAUUCAUACGAAUUAUGUGAAUUAUCAUAGGCAUACAAGAAAUUUCGUUGAACUCUCCGAUGAAAAAUUCACACUUCUUGUCGUCGACGGCGCACAUGGUCACUUACACUGGAUGAUCGUCGACAUCUCGGCGGCCAGCCUCAACGCCGCCAAUCCGACAGGCACUACGAAAGCCGCCUACGUUCCGCUGACGCCAAAGAAACCAUCAACUUGCCACCAAUACAUCUUUGUUCUACUCUCACAGGCGGUGUCUCUCCAAGCUCUCGACCCUUUUUGCAAUACGCAUUGCGAAGAGCGCAAAAAAUUCAAGCUAGAAUUAUUCAAGCAACAGCAUAAUUUGAAACUCUCCGCUCUUUCAAUGGUCUCAUCAUGCUACGAUUUGCCAUACGCAUAUCAUAUCCUUAAAAAGGAGCUUGAAGCCAACCGAACAAUGACAGCGAAAUCUCCGGAAAAAUCCAAGAAACAUCAUUUCCAUUCGCAAAAAUCAACGGAAAUAUGCGCCGCAUUCCACGUCUCACCGCAUCACAAGUGCCCUGUGUCGGCAACUCAUAAAUUUUUCUCAGUUUUCCUACCAAUUAUUGUCAUUAUUGUUUCAAAACUGCUCUAA
Caenorhabditis bovis is the source of this 1629-nucleotide messenger RNA. The record is from the annotation of a GenBank genome assembly. Lineage: Eukaryota; Metazoa; Nematoda; Chromadorea; Rhabditida; Rhabditidae.